UUGCAAUAAUGUAUAUUUAUCACCCCACACUUUUCUUUUUCUUCCUUUAUUUUUUUUUAAUUUCCGAUUAAUCCUUCUCUUACUGACACACUCACUCUUAUUUUAUAUCAGUUACUUUAAUAUUUACGAAAAAUUUUUCUAUGGAUUCUUUUUUUUUUGGCUAUAUGCUGCUUCUUGUAGCUUUUCUUCUUCUGCUUUUUUCUUCUUCUUCCAUUUCUCGAUUGCUAACUUAUUUAUUUUUUUCUUUGUUGUGCGUUAGGAAAACGCCAAGAGGAGAAGCAAGUGUCUCUCUUUUUAAGGAUAAUUUUCUUGGAGGAUAUUCAAUUUAAAAAAAAAUUUUUUUUUUAUUUUUUAAUCCCUCCGUGGAUUUCCUUUUGAUCCUCUUUCUAAAAAUUUAAAUUAAAAAUUUUUGUUUCUUUUUCUGUUGCGUUUCUUUUUGCGCACAUUUCUUUUAGCGGCAAUAAAAAGAAGCUUUUUCUUUCUCUUUUUAAAGCGUCAAUACCCUCACCAAUUUCUUUUCUUUUUGUUUCCAAUUUUUAUCUGCCAGUUAGUGCUUUCUUUCUUCUUUUUUCUAUUGUUUUAAUGCCGCAAAAAGAGUUUGAGGGUUGUUUUUGUUGGGUGUUUUUGGCACAGAUUUUAAUUUAUAAAGAGAAAAUUGAG
Meloidogyne enterolobii is the source of this 660-nucleotide messenger RNA. The record is from the annotation of a GenBank genome assembly. NCBI's taxonomy places the organism in Eukaryota, Metazoa, Nematoda, Chromadorea, Rhabditida, Meloidogynidae.